Messenger RNA from Brassica napus (rape), 3340 nucleotides. RefSeq lists its product as uncharacterized. The record is from RefSeq and is a predicted model, not a curated record. NCBI's taxonomy places the organism in Eukaryota, Viridiplantae, Streptophyta, Magnoliopsida, Brassicales, Brassicaceae. The transcript is spliced from 2 exons. The coding region runs from base 1422 to 2897 and encodes 491 amino acids.
UUUCUAAAAAAAUACUGAUUAUAAAGACCGCUUAAGUGGAGAAAAAAAGAGAGAAAAGGUCGUGGGUUUCAUCCUCUCUGGCGGCCUCCACGGCGCUGUGAGAGGAGUGUAUAGCUCUAGGGUUUCCUUGUUUGCUGUGUGCAGUUUCUUCCGGACAAGUGUUUUACCAUCGUGAUUUAAGGUGAGGAGGGGUGAAAAGAUUUGUUUUGAGCGCCGGUGAUAUCUCUUGUGGUCUUCAGAGUCGAUUUGGAGUGUUGGUUCAGAUCUAGUACGGCGAGGUUGUGAUUUGGAGCUCUGGUCCCCUUCGAUUCAGAUCUGGGUUUGUUACCUAGGGUUUGGUCGUUUUGGUACUGUAGUAGUUUUUGGCUGCUGAUUUGAUCUUUUGACUUUCUUUUCGUUGUCUUCAUCUCUUGUUCCUAUUUCGUUGGAGGUCUAUAGUGAUGGCUUGUCCUUUUUUUCUUGUUGGCUUGGUAGUUCGUUUGAGCCUUGUUGGUUUAGGAUUUGGGUGGGUUGUCUCUGUUAUGAGCAUGGGUUCGAUGGCAAGACGGAGCUUGGACUUCAGGUGCAGUCUCCUUUUCCUAUUGUGGUAGUAGCAGUGUUCUCUUGCCGGUCCAGGUGUAAAGGAGCCUAAAAAAAUGUGUUCCAGCCGUAUUGAGAGUUAUGUGGAGCGUGAAGCGCUCAGGCUUUUCGGGUUGUGAAGUCCUGGUUUUAGGUUUCUAGUUGGGGAUGGUAUCGUUUGGCCGGCUGUAAGCGGCAGCGAUAGAUCCGAGAUGAGAAGACUUGGUGUCUUCGGUUCUAGAAGUGGAAGGUAUCGUACGGCGGGCUAAGGGCAGCUACGAUAUAUCCAGAUCAUUGAUAUCUAUUACGUGGGAACAUUGGUUAUGCUGAAUCGUCUUUUAACUUUGUGUAGCUCGUUUUUGUUGGUUAUGUUUUAGUUGCGGUUCCUAGCUUAGGUUUCGUUCCGUGUUUAUGUUGUAUUUGAAAGUUGUUCCAGUGUGGGUUCUAACUGUCUUUCUUUGGGUUUUUGUUUCUGAGGAUUUUAUGAUAUCCGCCAGCAUCGCUAGCAAAACUUGUGUUCUAACGUUUAAUGAAUAUCAUCAAUUCAGAGGGAAAAAAAAAAAAAAGACCGCUUAAGUAUAUUGGCUAGAGAGAGGAGUGAGAAUUUGCUCUCAAGGAACCCCAAGUGGGUUAAAGUCUUCUGUCGGUAGAAAGAGUUUUUUAAUUCGUCUUUGGUGAGUGGAGGUGGUUAAAACACGUUUUUAUUUACCUCUUCUUAUCCUCUUUUACGGAAUUCAAGUGGUUUUGCUCAAAAAUCAAGAUUUUUUGAGUGUUUCUGAAAGCUGUUCUUCAAGUCUGUUUUUUAAGUCUGGGUAGCUGGAAAAAAUAACUUCUAUUGGUACUUAACCUAUCUGCCGGAAAAGAUGUCUAUUGCUAUGGAUAGGGCUUUAAUGGCUCUGUCUCUGGAAGAAGAAGAAGAAGAGCCCUUCACUAUGCCAGAUCGUCUGGGCUUCACUUCUGUCGAGGAAAAUCGCCUUAGUCUCAUGGGGAGAACCUUGAAUCCGGAGUGUCAGCGUAUGUCUGGGCUUAUAACUACUAUGCCUCGCAAAUGGCAAAAGGAAGGGAAAGUCAGGGGUAUAGCUUUAUCCCAAGAAAGGUUCCAGUUCAUCUUCAACACUGAACAUGACCUUCUGGACGUACUGGAAAAAGGUGUACAAACCUUUAAUGAAUGGCCGAUGGUGCUGGAACGCUGGGUUGAGAACCCGCCGGAGGAUUAUCUCCAGUAUUUUCCUCUGUGGGUAAGGAUCAGUCAUAUACCAGAGGAAUACUACACAAUAGAGGCGUUAACUACCCUGGGUGAUAUGAUUGGAAAAGUGAGAGUUGUGGCUUUUGACCCCCUGAAGCCGGUUACGCAGCCGUACAUCCGGGUCCAAGUUAUCUUCAACGUCGCUAAUCCGCUGAGAAUGGCUAGAGUCAUAAAUCGCAAGGGAGGAAAGUCGGCCACCAUUCACUUUGAUUAUGAACAGGUUCAGAAGAGAUGCUUCACGUGCAAGCGCCUCAAUCAUGAAAAGACAAUAUGUCCAAUUGAAGUGAGGAAACGUCAAGCUGAAGCCCAAGCGAGGAGAAACAAAGCUAAAAUGGUGGCUCCUCCUACUCCCGUGACCCUAACCAAGGAUGACCCUCUCUUUGGCAUCUUGGAUGAGUCGCAGGUGGGUCUGGAUCCACUCUCAGGAAGACCAAAAAUUGCUAAAGAAGUACUUCAGGAAAUGAGAAGAUACAUGGUUGCGAACACAGGGGAAGACAGAGCCAUCAAAAUGGACAGAGUGAGGUCUACGGUUAGAGAAGCUGAAUCAGAUCCAAGAGCUCAGAGGACUGUGCUUCGCCUUGAAGUUCCCCCCAUUGUAACAAGUGACCUUAACAGAGGAAAAGACUUGGUGUUUGACUAUGGAGACAAAGGCCAGAAGAAGGUCUCUUUCGAGCUAAAUGAAAAGCCAGAAAAGCUCAUGGCGGGGGCUAUCAAAGCUUUCAAACCCCAGUUCGUCUCAAGUGAUCCUAUACUUGGGAUUGGCCACUCAGAUGCAAGCAAUGUAGCCAGUGUACAGAGGUCCUAUUCUGAUAGUCCUACGGUUUUCCAAAUAGGUUCUAUGGAGCCUGGAUCUUCCGGGACUAUCACCAGGAAACAGUACGUGAGGCGCCGGCCUCCAAAAGGAAUCAGAAAGGCAGCGGCUCUGGCUUUGAUGGACCAAUCUCAGGAAGAUGUGGAAGAUAGGAGGGAAGGUAAGCAGGAGGUAGGAAGCAAAAAGAGAAAGAAGAUGGAGUCAGGAACGGGUGGAAGGUCUACCCCUAAGGCGCAAUGCCUUACGACGAUCCCAAGUGAGGGAUUGUCCAAAGACCAAUGAGCAUUAUGAGCUGGAAUUGCCAGGGCUUGGGGCGGCCUCAAGGUCUGACAAUUCAUCGUCUCCGGGAGAUGCGUAGAAAACACUUUCCGGAGAUUCUGUUUUUGAUGGAAACUAAACAUUGUCGAGAUGAUCUAGUAGAUAUUCAGGUGUGGUUGGGUUAUGAUCGUGUAUAUACUGUUAACCCGGAAGGCUUCAGCGGAGGUCUGGCCCUUUUUUGUAAGAAAAACUUAAAGAUGGAGGUUAAAUUUGCGGAUAAAAAUAUGAUAGACUGUUUGGUUCAGUUUGGAGAAAUCACUUUUUUCCUCUCUUGUAUAUAUGGCGAACCCGCCACUGAGGGGCGUGAUGCUGUGUGGGAAAGACUCAAUCGUUUUGGUACCAACAGGAAAGAACCAUGGUGCCUUAUCGGGGAUUUCAACGAGAUACUUAGUAAUGAAGAAAAGACG